Molecule: messenger RNA, 1154 nt
Organism: Sciurus carolinensis (gray squirrel)
Lineage: Eukaryota; Metazoa; Chordata; Mammalia; Rodentia; Sciuridae
Gene: Aig1
Product: androgen induced 1
Exons: 6
Coding region: 138-854 (238 amino acids)
Cellular component (GO): endomembrane system; membrane
Source: RefSeq, a predicted model, not a curated record
CCCGCGGGGCGCGCGCCCCGCCACAGCCCCCGCCCCGCCCCGCGCCGCGCCCGGGUUCCCACGGCGCCCGCCCUCGCUCGCCCAGCGCCGCCCGCGCGCCCUCCACGCCGCCCGGCCCGCCCAGGCCUCUUGCGAACAUGGCGCUUGUCCCCUGCCAGGUGCUGCGGGUGGCGAUCCUGCUGUCCUAUUGCUCUAUCCUGUGCAAUUACAAGGCCAUCGAAAUGCCCUCGCAUCAGACCUACGGAGGGAGCUGGAAAUUUCUGACGUUCAUUGAUCUGGUUAUCCAGGCCGUCUUCUUCGGGAUCUGUGUGCUGACUGAUCUUUCUAGUCUUCUGACAAGAGGAAGUGGGAACCAAGAGCAAGAGAGGCAGCUCAAGAAACUCAUCUCUCUGCGGGACUGGAUGCUGGCUGUGUUGGCCUUUCCUGUCGGAGUUUUUGUCGUAGCAGUGUUCUGGAUCAUCUAUGCCUGUGACAGAGAGAUGAUAUACCCGAAGUUGCUUGAUAACUUUAUCCCAGGGUGGCUGAAUCAUGGAAUGCACACAACGGUUUUGCCGUUUAUAUUAAUCGAGAUGAGGACAUCGCACCAUCAGUAUCCCAGCAGGAGCUGUGGACUCACAGCCAUAUGCACCUUCUCUGUGGGCUAUAUAUUAUGGGUGUGCUGGGUGCAUCAUGUCACCGGCAUGUGGGUGUACCCCUUCCUGGAACACAUUGGCCCGGGAGCCAGAAUCAUCUUCUUUGGGUCGACAACCAUCUUAAUGAACUUUCUGUACCUGCUGGGAGAAGUUCUGAACAACUAUAUCUGGGAUACCCAGAAAAGUAUGGAAGAAGAGAAAGAGAAGCCUAAAUUGGAAUAAGAUCCAGGUCUGAACGGAAGAGCCACUGAGUUCUGUCACCUGCAAUGUAGACCAGAAGCUCACAAGAGGCAAUGUCAUCAGCCCCCACCUCCCUGCCCCAGAGGGAGGACACUUUUUAUACACAAAUAUGCAUACAAAUAGAACACAUUGCUUUCCAAAAUACUUCACCCUAGCUCUGUUUCAAAGAAUUCUUUCCAAAUUCAUUUUUUUUGAUAAUAACAUCUUUUUCCUUUUCUAGCUUUAAAACUAAAAUUGAUCAAUGGAUUUUCAUUUUUGCAAUUAUAACACCAUUUAAUCAAG